AAUCACUUCCGGUCGAGCCUGCACGGUGACGGAUGCGGGCUGCUGUAUUGUAGUGCAUAUCCGAGCUGUGGGGCUUUGCAGCGUGAACGCUGAUCUAUUGCAACCCAUAAACCCGAGCAUGCUGCAGCCAGCCCGGGCACCGCACAGCGCGCAGCCGGAGGAGCUCGGAGCUGCACGGUGAAGCCGGCACGCUCAGGGGAGACUGCGUGAGAGAGGCGUGCUCAAGUUUAGCGCCAUUCCGCCCGGACAAAACAAUAGGGACUGCAAUAAUAUACCAGUGGAGGGAAGAGGAGUCUGCACGGGUCGGGGCAAGAUGGGAAGAUAGGCACCCCGGCUGGGGCUUUAUAUUACUGAGCGUCAUCACCUGGGACGCUCGUGGAGGACCAUGGCGGACCAUCGAAGAGCAGAACCACAGUGAGCUGAAACCUCGCGUCACGAGCGAGCAGGAAUCCCGUGCAGCUCCUCCUUCAUCAUCAUCAUCAUCAUCAUCAUCAGAGUAAUCAUCAGAAUUCUCUGCUGCUCUGCACGCGGAAAGGAAUACCAAAAAAACUCUGCAGACUUCCAGACUCUCCUCCCCGUUCGCCCCCCCCCCCUCCCCGCCUCCCCGUUUUGCAUGCAGAUGUCAGUUUUAAAUCAACCGCAAGAACAGCAGCAGCAGCCCCCCCCCCCCGCCAUGCCGCUGCCCGCGCCCCCCAGCAAAGCGUACCGCUGCCACAUGUGCGAGGAGAGCUUCAGCGCCAUGGGGCUGCUCAUCGGGCACCAGUCUGCGCACGCCGGCCAGGGGCUGCUGUUCUGCGGGAAGUGCGAGGGUCUCUUCUCCUGCCGGGACCAGCUGGAGCAGCACCCCUGCACCUCCUGCACCUUCAUCUGCACCUGCGGCAACGGCUUCCCCCAGUACCCGGCCCUGCUGGAGCACAUGCGCUCCCACGACGAGGGGCUGCCCCCGGGGUACCCCGGCCCGGCCACGCAGGCCCGCUGCGCCGACACCGCCAGCUCCCACACGCUGGUGAACGACUUGGUGAAGCAGAGGCAGCAGGAGAAGGGGGCUGGGAGAGGAGGAGGGGCUCCUGCGGGCUUCGGAGAGAUGGUCGACCUGAAGCUGCGGUUUCUCCCUGUGGUCAGUAUCAGGCGCCAGGAGGAGGAGGAGGGGGGUGGCGCCGGGAGGAGGAGGAGCCACAAGUGCGGCGCCUGCAGCUGGACCUUCGUCAGCCUGGACUUGCUGAUCGAGCACCACGCCAGCCACGGCGAGGACGCGGUGUACGGCUGCCGGAGGUGCGGGAGAGCCGUGAGCAGCAGCGUGCCGCCCGAGAGACACGCCUGCGCCCCGGGGGACCUGCUCGGGACCGGAGGCUCCUUCCGCUUCGACGGCGUGGCGGUCGUGCGGGGGCAGGGGCCGGUGCCGCUGGGCUACGUGGGGGACGUCUGGCACCGCUGCUCCGUGUGCCCCAUGGUGUACCGCCGUCGAGGGGAUCUGGAGAAGCAUCAGAUCUCCCAUUGGGACAGCAAGCCCUUCCGCUGCCACAGGUGCAUGAAGUUCUACCUGCGGGAGUACAGCCUGCGGAAACACAGGUGCCCCGUGAGCGAAGGAGACGUGGGGCGGAGUCCGGGGCCCGGCAGCCUGCCCGUCGGCCUCAGUCACCGCGUGGAGCAGACCGUGUUCAUUUACAAACGCGGCGAGGGGGCGGGGCCCGGCGGGCUGGCCCGCGGCGCCGAGGAAGUGAGCCGUCCGGUCGAAGUGACGUUCCGGGAAACGCAGAACCUGACCCAGCCGCAGCCCCUCACCCUGACCCAGCCGCAGCCCCUCACCCUGACCCAGCUUGAACCGCAGCCCUUCCCUCCUCUCCAGCCCCAGCCUGAGCCUCGACCGCUGCUUCUGAUCCAGUCUCCGCUCCAGCCUCAGCUCCUGCCUCAGACCCUACCUCACUUGCAGCCUCAGCUCUGGCCUCCGCUCCUUUCUCAUUUCCAGCCCCUACCUCAGCCCCAGCUCCAAUACCAGCGCCGGUCUCCGCUCCCGCCCCUGAGCCAGACCAGCAGGGAGCUGCCCGUUGACCCGCCGAGUCAGGGCUGCGUCCGAGCGAAGGGGCCCAGCUGGUUGGACCCCAAGGCCCGGCUGCUGAUCCACCGCGACGCAGCGUUCCCAAUCCCAGACGAACCCAAGCCCGAGCCUGAAUCCGACCCCGAAUCGGAGCCCGAGACGCUGGCGCCGCUGGCCCUGGAGGAUGAUUUCGUGUUCCGCGCGGCACGCGGGGCGAGGACAUACCAGCGCGGAGACGGCAGUGGCGGCUUCUCCCGGUCCUUCAUGAUACCGGAACCGGAACCGGAGUCGGAGCGGAGCAGCGGCGAGGAGGGGGCGGGGGGGCGACCGCCGGAGGAAGAGGAGGAGGAGGAGGAGGAGGAGGAGGAGGAAGAGGGAUCGGAGCCCCCUCCCACCCCGACCAAGAGGAAACUGGAGCUGCAGUUCUCAGAUGAGGAGGAUGACGACUGCGUGAUCAUCGAGCCCAACCAGAAGAAGAACGAAGAGGAGGAGGAGGAAUCUCAAAACCCCCAAACUCUUCCAGCCCCCCGGGGCUGCAACGGCACGGACUCCCGGGAAGUGGAUCCGCACGCGGGGUCCCGCGACCAGGAGGAGGAGGAGCUGAGCCCCGGGCAGGAGCAGCGCAGCGAGGGCCCCGGAUCCCGGAGGCUGGAGCCGGAGUGCGGGAAGAAUCCGAACCAGAAGGGGCGCUUCCUCCCCGCGAUCCGGGAUGAGGGGCGGCAGGAGGAAGAGGAGGGUGAGAAGGCGCCGAGCAAGAAGACAAGCGAGCCCGGAGUCAAGGAGCCGUCUGUAAAACCGACGCAGGGAGGGGAGGGAGGGGGGAAACCUGCAGGAGACGGCAGCCCCCCCCAAGAGGAAACUGGAGCUGGAGUUUUCAGAGGAGGAGGAGGAAGAGGAAGAGGACUGCGUGAUCGUCGAGCCGAACCACAAGAAGAUGAAGAGCGAGGCGGAGAGGGAGAAGGCGGACCCUCAGCCCGCUGAAACCCUCCCGGCCCCUCGGGGCAGCAACGGCACGGACUCCCGGGAGGCUGUUCACCGUCCUCGUCACCAGCAGCCCCAGCGGCCCGUCCAGAGCUUCCGCUGCCUGCUCUGCGGGAGCCUCUUCCCCCAGCCCCAGGCCCUCACCCUG
This is a messenger RNA of Acipenser ruthenus (sterlet), 3164 nucleotides long. RefSeq names its product zinc finger protein 628-like. The record is from RefSeq and is a predicted model, not a curated record. The transcript has 2 exons. Gene Ontology annotation, biological process: regulation of transcription by RNA polymerase II. Gene Ontology annotation, molecular function: DNA-binding transcription factor activity, RNA polymerase II-specific; RNA polymerase II transcription regulatory region sequence-specific DNA binding. Lineage: Eukaryota; Metazoa; Chordata; Actinopteri; Acipenseriformes; Acipenseridae. Bases 614 to 3016 code for a protein of 800 amino acids. Gene Ontology annotation, cellular component: nucleus.